AUAUAUUCAAUUAAACGGGAAGUAUUUUAGGCAUUUAAAAUAGAAAAUAAAUGGUAGGUACUUGAUGAACCAUUAGCAGCAGCUACGGACAAUUUAUACAAAUACUUCUCACCUACGAUCCGUGUUUUGUUUAAAAUUACGUUUAAUGAUGCCACGUUCGCCUAAUGCGCGGAAAUCAGCUACGACGUCCCAAGCUGUUUCUCAUCCAAAACAUGACGGUAAACAUGCAAAAGACCCACCGCCGUCUCUUGGUGCGGACGCCGUGACAGCUCAAGCAACAGACGAACAACUGCCCGACGAGGUCAUGGAGGGUCAUCUCCAAGGCAACAAACUUGUAAACACGGCAUUUACAGGAGACAGCAUGGAGGAAGAAGAGUCGGCACCUGCAAAGAUCCUGUCCUUUGGUACAACCCAGGAAAAGAAGAUUUUCCCUAUUUUCAGUUCCCCCGACUUCAUGGGAAAUGAACGGCCUCCCAUAAGGGGUAAACCAGAGGUUGGGCCUGGCACCUACAAUAAUGAUAUUAUCACUUCAUUUAUUCAUGAGCUACAGAAGAGACCAGAGAGCAAGAAGGGCUACGUCAUUGGAGCUCGAACUGCAAGUCGCUUUCUCCCCACUAUCCAGACAACAACUGUGUCUCCAGUGGAUUACCAGGGUGAUCUACUUCGAGAGCGCACCUUCACACCAGCUUUUGCUCCUUUCAACAUCAAAUCCCGACGAAUCAGCAUAUCAGACCAGAGAAAGUACUGCAAUCCAGGCCCUGGGGCGUAUGAGCAUGAUGUCUCUCGUACCCGGAAAGUAUCCUGGCCUAUGAGGUUUGGGUCCCCUGAUUGGAUGCAAAUUCCAACUCCAGAGCAGAGGACUCUGAAACCUGAGUUUAUAUCUGCUACCCAAUUCAGAAAACACCGGAAUCGGAUUGCCUACCUCAGUCUAUACUACAGCUAGCUAAAUACCAGGGAACAGUAACUCCCUGCUGUGUGCCUAUUCUGAAUAGAAAACACCUCUACCUCAGAGCCCACACCUUUUGAAAAGAACAUCUACACAUUAUUUGUCUUUGAAAACAUAUCCCUUUCACUAAUUAUGCAAUGGUAGUGUCUGUUUGAUAAUGAACUGACUUUGAUUGAUCAUGAACAUUCAGCUCCUAACAACUUAUUGUCACACCAUGUUACAUAUAUUUUUUUUCCCUUUUCGAAGACCAAUUAAUAAUCUUUGUUUGCAUCAACUCUAUGAUGUCUGUUCCUGCUGCUCAAGACAUUAAGUGUUCACACUCUUCAGAAAGGACUCUUGUCAUUAUCUCUUACACUUCAGGUGAGAAGGAUUGCUUAUCCUGUCUUUUUAAUUAAUAUGUGCAUUAAUUAAA
Erpetoichthys calabaricus (reedfish) is the source of this 1358-nucleotide messenger RNA. RefSeq names its product protein pitchfork-like. The coding region runs from base 146 to 943 and encodes 265 amino acids. The transcript has 6 exons. Gene Ontology annotation, cellular component: ciliary basal body. Gene Ontology annotation, molecular function: cytoskeletal protein binding. Gene Ontology annotation, biological process: regulation of cell projection organization. The record is from RefSeq and is a predicted model, not a curated record. NCBI's taxonomy places the organism in Eukaryota, Metazoa, Chordata, Cladistia, Polypteriformes, Polypteridae.